This is a messenger RNA of Neohortaea acidophila, 1794 nucleotides long. RefSeq names its product putative FRE ferric reductase-like transmembrane component. The record is from RefSeq and is a predicted model, not a curated record. NCBI's taxonomy places the organism in Eukaryota, Fungi, Ascomycota, Dothideomycetes, Mycosphaerellales, Teratosphaeriaceae. Gene Ontology annotation, cellular component: plasma membrane. The transcript has a single exon. Bases 1 to 1794 code for a protein of 597 amino acids. Gene Ontology annotation, molecular function: ferric-chelate reductase activity. Gene Ontology annotation, biological process: intracellular iron ion homeostasis; copper ion import; iron ion transport.
AUGGACAUGCCGAAAUUGACCGCCCCGGUCUCGCCGGCGGGCGUCAACUUCUCCAAUGAAACGCAAGCUUUUGCUUUCCUCAUGGCCGUUUUGAACGACGACGAAUUGAAAGUGCAGGGCAACGCAUACGCCCGGGUAUUCUGGUACGGCAUGGUCUCUGCAAUCACAGUCGCCACUCUUUUCAACAUCGCGACGAAGCUGGUGGCGCGAGCAAGGCUGAGAGAUGCGGCGCUGAACAAACCAUACCCGAGUCGGCCAAAGUCGUUACCGGCAAGGUGGUUUGCGACUUUGACAGCAAUCGGGCGUGAGUCGUCGUAUCUUGCGCUGAGCCCUCUUCGCCGUGUGCCCUGGUUGAAGACGCCACCAAUGGGGACGGGACUGUUGGUCCUUGCGUACAGCAUUUGGGUACUUCUCCUGGAAUUCUACGACAACGACUUACCAGGCGCCCAGCACUGGGAGGCUAUCGGAAUACGAGCUGGAUGGCUGGCAGUUGCGCAAGUGCCGCUUCUGGUGCUGCUGGUCAACAAGAACAAUCUCAUCGCCUUCCUGACCGGGGUUUCCUACGAACGGCUGAAUAUUCUACAUCGUUGGGCUGGGCGUAUUCUUCUAUUCCUCGCGCUACUCCACUUUGGUUUUCAAAGCUACGGCUGGGCCAAAUACGGAAUCACUGAGUUGGAGUGGACGACAGACACCUGCCCGCCUACAGGCAUCAUUGCCCUUGGCUUCCUGCUAUGGAUCAACAUCAGCACUAUCGCUCCCUUCCGGGACCUGUCAUACGAGCUCUUCGUUGCUCAGCACCUCCUCUCGUUCGCGGGUUUCAUCAUCGCUAUCAUGUACCAUAUCCCGCCAUGGACGAUGCCGGCUCGGCAGUACAUUUACAUCCCCAUUGCAGCAUACCUCGUCGACCGCAUCGUCCGGACCACGUACGUUGCCUGGAGCAACAGGCGUGUCGCUCGCGCAACCCUCACCCAGCUCGACGGCGAUGCCACCAUGAUCCGGGUCUCCAAUAAAGCGAUCCGGAGUUGGAAACCUGGUUCGCAUGUUCUCCUCUCCAUCCCUCGGUUCGGCCUCUUCCAGAACCACCCCGCAACCAUCGUCUCUACUCCCACCUCUCACGGCGGCGACCAGAUAUUCGUGCUCAAAAGCCAUCGAGGCUUCACCAAAAAGAUCCGCAAAGGCACGAAUACUUCAACUUCGUAUGCCGCCCUGCUGGAUGGCCCGUACGGUGGCUCGCAGUCUGACUAUGCCCAACUUCAUUCCGUCCUCCUCUGCGCGGGGUCCACCGGGGUCAGCUUCACCCUGUCCAUACUCCAGGACCUUGCGGAACGCUCUCGUCUUCCAUUGCCACUCCGCCGCCUGCACUUUGUCUGGUGCAUCAAAGAUGUCAGCUGGGCGAGCUGGUUCGAUGCCGAGAUUGCUGCCGCCAUUGACAAGCUCGACAAAACCGGGAUCGAUGCACAGGUUAGCCUCUUCGUCACUCGCGCGACGGACUUGUCCGUAGACGACACCGACUCAGUGGCAUCGUUCGCCGACAACAAGCUUCCCUUGGAAAAGACUGUUGCAGUAGAUGGAAUGGGCCAACGCCUUCGAAUCAUGCCAGGCCGACCAGACGUACGUUCACUACUAGCAGAGCUGCUUGAUGGCGCAGAAGGGGAGUCGGGGGUUGGGGCAUGUGGCCCGAUGAGUCUGACCUCCACAUUACGGCAGCAAGUCGUCACCAUGAGUGACGAGCGUGCGGUACACAAAGGCGGGCUUCCGCAGGGAUGCUACUUACAUGUAGAGUCUACGUAUUGA